Messenger RNA from Paecilomyces variotii, 3116 nucleotides. RefSeq lists its product as hypothetical. The transcript is spliced from 2 exons. The record is from RefSeq and is a predicted model, not a curated record. NCBI's taxonomy places the organism in Eukaryota, Fungi, Ascomycota, Eurotiomycetes, Eurotiales, Thermoascaceae. Bases 161 to 2794 code for a protein of 877 amino acids.
AAUGUGCUUUCCUUGGGUAUGAUGCAUUUGUUCCGAUAACACUACUCUACGCUACCUCAGAUAUCUCACGUCCUACACCCCAUAGGAUAUUCCAGAACCAUACUCUCGCUAUGUCUAGCUGGAUUAUAUCGCAAGAAUCGUAUACCUACCAUCUUCAACAAUGAAUACUUGGCCGCUUAGGGGAGCUGUCAUGUUAGAUAUUCCUUCUCAGUACCGCCCAUCUUACCGCAACCAUGCUCGCACAAGCUCCGAAACUACUCACUCACUCGACACGAAAGAACUCUGGACUCGAAACGAAUGGAUGGCCGCCGGAUCAGGAGACGCACACUGUCAUCCUAGGGCGUCGGAGGCAGUUGAAAAGUUCAAAAAACAUAUCAUUGGAGACUGCGCAGCUUCUCAUCCUACUAAUCCAGCUAUAUUGCGUCAUUAUAAUCUUCCUCAUCUUCACAAUUUGCGAAGACAGCACCCACCCGCAGGACGAAAGCCUUUUGUAGGAAUUGCACCGGAAAGGAGAGAGGGAUUGCCUUCUGGAAACUGGCAAUAUGGCAAUGCGCACCACGAUGAUGUUCGGCGAGACGCACCUCUGGACAUUUGCGUCCAUUUUUCUCCAGAGGACCCAAGGCAGGACCCCAAGAAACCAUCGGAGGCCCCUAGCAGUUCCGGUCGCCUGGUUAUCAAGGGACACUCGUUUCCUGUUCGUCAUUUGACGCAAGAGGUUUUCCUUCCGCGCUUUCUAGAUUAUCGUGCAUCAUGGCACCCGCCGGACCUCGUCUACAACGUGAAAUCGCCUCUCAAUCCUUCUGCAAUCCAGCAACUCGAUAUCGUAAAAACGUGGAAACGGCUCAGCUUUUCUCAGGCGGCGGAGAUAUUGCAUUGGGAAGAAACAUUCAAGCUCGUUCUGGCAGCGAACUUGGAGGCCCUGCUUACAUCGUCUGACGGCACCCAGACAAAGUUGGUCGAAGAUUCUACAAAGAAUCCGUGUAUAUCUGUGCGGCUUGAUCCUUUGAAGGUUGUCUUUGACAUGAUCCAAGCCGAGGAUAGCACAAAGACCGCCUUUCGUUGGUUUGCGUCGACUGAAAACGUCCAUCGAAGCCUGUUACGAUUUCUGCGGAACCAAGACUGUUUCAUUGACCCUUUAGUAUCAGGUCCUGGUUCGCAUCCAUGUGCCAGUAUCCGUAGCUCCAGCGUCAAAUUCACGAGGCUACCCAAAUCCAGGAUAUCUAACGUGGAUGGUCCUACCCAGGCAGAGCUGCUCUGGAACCCUCCGUAUAUUUCAUUCGAGUCUUUUGACUUCGAGGUCGAAGAAGGGCAAGCGUUUCAUCUCCGGCCCAGCUUCUGCUGCGCACUGAAGGACCUUUUCGAAGAUGCCCUUGCCAAGGGCGAGAUCAGUCUCACGUAUUCAGCUAAUGUCGACUGGCUCCGCUAUGACCACAAGGUUGGCAGUUUCUCUGGCACAGUGCCGGUACGCCGAAGACUUCUCGAAACAAAGCCCUACGAUCCAUCAUCUGUCCAUAUACUCGACAUAAUUGUUAAAGCUGAGCUGGUAGAGAACUUCGGAACUCCGACGUUGGAGCAGACCAUGAGAACGCAAAUACGGCUUAGGGUGAUGCCAAAGACGGACCAGGUGACUUUGCAGCGGAAUCGGAGGUUUUCUCAUCAUACUCGAGAUCGAAGCUUGGACAUCAUCACGCGGGAAAACCUUGCAGUGGACGAGACAGACACGAAAGAGGAAACUAUAUGCGAUCCGGUUACUCGCCCGCCAUUGGAUGUUGAUAUUCAUAACACAUAUUCUCCUGCAUCGCUUUCUGGCCACAAAGGUGUGCCUGAUAUUUAUCAUUAUCGACAUGAACACCUCGAGAUCCAAGCUAACAAGAGGAGCUCCGCUUAUCCCGUCAACGCAACUCCUGACUGCGUUGAUCCUCCAAGGCCCGCUCCACUAGUUGUUCACAAAUCUCGGCCAUCUACUUUGAAGAAGAUGCAGUACCCACACCCCUCGACCCCGUCAGAUUGUAACAGUCCUGUUCCUCGGUUUGAUAAUAACGCAGCCGAUCUUGAAGCGAGAUACUCAGCGUGGAAGUUCGCUAAGGAAUCAAAGCCUGGACGUCGAGCGGACUAUUUCAUUGAUUUCGCUGCUACCCCUCGUCAACGGCCUCGGCGCCAAUUACAGUCAAGCAAUGAUGGGGAACAUGUGAUGCCCAGUGAGAGUGUCGAGCGCCUUGCCUGUCCAGAGGAGCUGUGGGACGACAUAAGAUCCUGUCUUUACAAAGUUAGAAGGACACGGGAUAUGGCUACUGCGAGUCAGCUGCCGCUAAAUUCUCCCACGCCACCGAAGGGAGAGGCUAGCACUAUCUUGUCAGGCCAAGAUAUCCAUGAACGUAAUGGACAUAAAUCAAAGCGGCCAUUCUUCUCAUCGGAUGAUACGACUGCAUAUCCCUCUGGAGGGACGACGAGCGGGGUCGAUGAAACCGCGGAAGAGACAUAUCGAAUACCGGCUCCCGAUGGGAAGUCUAGACCAGAUGAGCUCGAACAACCCCAGGAGCCACCGCUGAUCCGCCGUGACGAUGCUUUAGCACUGUUGCUGCGAAUGAGACAGAUCCACGAGGAUGAACGUAUGUCUCUGGGCACCAACGCUGAAGCGAUCUGGUUCUCUUCCGAGAAUACCUCGCAGGUGUCUCUCUUUGAGUCUCUUGGCAGCGGGUGUAGCGACUACGGCACUGUAUUUAUCGUCGAUGAUGGGGAAGAAGCUGACGACGAAGCGGAAGCUGGGAACGUUGGUAGCGGUGUCUUUGACUGAUCGAGUUGUUCUCUAGGACUCCUUGAUCGUUUCUCCUGGCCACUGUACAAUGAUUUCUGUGUCUGCGCCCAUAUAUGUUGGGCUUUGAUUGCUACGCGUUCUCUCUCCGCGGUCAGUAUGUAUAUUCUUCUCUGGUGUGGCAUCCUUAGGUUAUAUCAUGUAUAGUGCUCCAUCACUAGUAGCUACUCACACUCGUUUAGAACCAGGUGAUAGGAUAGGUAGUUACUCAACAAAGGAUUUAUUAUUGGCCGGACUGGAGUGUUCUCAGUAGUUACUGUAGAGUCUAGACUGGUAGAGUCAGUAGACUAAGGAGCUUCUCCAU